UUUAAGCGGAGAUACGGUCCGUACUCCGGCAGCCUUCGCCGGAAUUUUCAACCGGAAAAUAUUAACCAGCGACAUCUCCUCCGUGUUCACACAAACAAAUUUUCUUGGAAUGGGAGUGAAAGUGGCGAGUGGGUGUGUGAACUGGUCACAACAAUCUACGAAUUAUUGGCCACCUUCUUCUUCACCUCAAACCCUAGCUUCUGCAAUCUCUUCACCUUCAACGAGGCGUCGGAGUUUAACCGAUGUCGCGCUGGUUUUUAGGUGCGUUCACCGACCGACGAUAUUUGGAACGAAGCUGAACAGUUAUCGGUCGUUUGAAAACCCGAAAAUAUCCAGAGGACGGAAGUCUAUUAAAUCCAUCGUGAGUGCUAGCUUAGAUGCAGAAUUCUCGGAUGAAGAAUUCUGUAGAGAGAUUCAGGAAUUGGCUUACAUAUUCCAAUUAUCCGAUGACCAUGAGAGUAAUACCAUGGACAAUCACGACUUAAUGGUAUCAGAAACGCAAAACCUAGAACCAUUUCCUAAUUCGAAGAUGGAACCACCAGAUUGGGUAGGGGAUAUGAUUCCGGCGAGCAUAGAGCGGAAGGCAAACAGCAUUGAGCUACCACUUUCGUUACGAAUCAUACAGAGAAAGAAACAAUGGCAGGCAGGAUUCAGAGAAGCAGGGGAAUCUGCUUAUUGUUCGGUGAAGAAGGCAUUCUCUUCAAUGGUGUUCAUAAUUCGCGAGCUUCAGAGCUACACUAUUCACUUGAGAGAGGCUUUGUUCUACGAAGAUCUACAGGGGGUUUUGGUGAGGGUACAGAAAGAGAUGAACGCAUCUUUCGUUUGGCUCUUCCAGCAGGUUUUCUCGCACACACCCACGUUAAUGGUGUACGUGAUGAUUCUUUUGGCGAAUUACAGCGUCUUUGCGAUGUCGAGUAAUGUCGCCUUUGCGGUGGCGCCGCCUCCCGCGACCGUGGAGUCUGUUUCGUUUGUCGGAAACAAGAGUCACGCAAAAAUUGAUUCUUCAUCAAUCAAGACAUUUCCCAUGAAUUCGAGUGGAAAAACCAUGUCAAUUGGCGGAAUCAAUGGUGGCGGAGGGAAAUCCAGGCCUGUAGCUAGCGGCACAGACGGUGAGGAGAGUUUCGAUGGAGCAGUUACACAUCACCGAAGAAUUGUUCCUGAUGGAGCUUCAUUGUCAUCAACAGUAAACCCGUCAGUCCCGAGCCAAGGGAUCGAGGAAGAGGAAUCGGGUUUAUGGAAAUCAAUUACUGAAGAAGCUGAUAACAUGCAGGAUGUUAUCAGAUAUGGAGUUGUUGAUCGGCAAACCAUGCAAAGAUUUGUUUCGCCGGUGACUGCAACAGCCGUGGAAGAAGACACCGCGGAAGGUCACUUCAGAACGGAGCUUCUAUAUCAAAUGGGUCUAUCAGAAGAGCCCGAUAACCCGCUUCUCCUUGCCAAUUACGCUCAGUUCCUGUACAUCGUCGUCCAAGAUUACGAUAGAGCAGAGAAAUACUUCAAAAGGGCUUCUAAAGUGGAACCCAAGGAUGCAGAAGCCCUUAGCAAAUACUCAAACUUCUUAUUGGAAGUGAGAAAGGAUUUGUGGGUUGCUGAAGAGACUCUAUUGGAAGCCAUUGCCCUUGACCCCAGUAACCCCUUUUAUGCAGCCACUUAUGCAAAUUUCCUCUGGAGCAACGCAACCGAUGAUGCUUGUUUCCCCAUCGAUUCGUCGGACAUAGCCAACUCCGAUGGCCUUUAAUUAACCGCUACAAAAUGAAUAUUACGGUGAUGACAAUUCCCGAUUAUAGCUUAGUUGUAUAAUCGGUAAUAAGGAUGGGAAAAGAAACAAGGUGUACCGGUUAAUGUGUGGUUGAAGAUUAUAUGGUUAUAGUUAAGGAAGUUAACAAAGACUUUGGUGGUCGGUGGCAAGUCUAGGUUGUUAAUGGACAUUGAUCUAGGGUGGUUACUGGUGGUGGUGAUGCAUGCUUUCCAACAAAAACUUUUGGAUGUUCUUUAGUUUGAUUUUAUUCUGUUUCAGCUACAAAAUGUGAUUAUGCAAGAGCCAACAAUUGUAAUUAAACUUUGUUUAUAAAUUAUAAUUUAAAUGUUUUAGU
Messenger RNA from Cynara cardunculus var. scolymus (artichoke), 2090 nucleotides. RefSeq lists its product as uncharacterized. Gene Ontology annotation, molecular function: protein binding. Lineage: Eukaryota; Viridiplantae; Streptophyta; Magnoliopsida; Asterales; Asteraceae. Bases 110 to 1735 code for a protein of 541 amino acids. The record is from RefSeq and is a predicted model, not a curated record. The transcript has 3 exons.